Messenger RNA from Onychomys torridus (southern grasshopper mouse), 1572 nucleotides. RefSeq lists its product as uncharacterized. The coding region runs from base 946 to 1572 and encodes 208 amino acids. The transcript is spliced from 4 exons. Lineage: Eukaryota; Metazoa; Chordata; Mammalia; Rodentia; Cricetidae. The record is from RefSeq and is a predicted model, not a curated record.
GAGCAGAAACCAUCCAGGUGCAGUUGGGGACGACACAGAGCCACCGCGCAGCGCGCAGGGAGGGGGCCGUGGAUAUAUAUAGAAAGAGGGAUCGCGCUGCGGUAACACCUAGUCACCCAGACGGCGGGAGCCGAGAGCGCGCCGGCAGGGGAGUUCCACUAGCUCGUGCAGCGCGUCCCCGCCCUCGUCGUGCCCGAGGCUGUCCCAGGGAGGAGGGGGACUCAGAACCCGCCACCGGGCUCACCUGCGGGAGGUGCCUCCGAUUGGACCAAACGCUUGAGUUGGCGAGUCCACAGGCUGCGCGCCCGGCUCCCCUGUUCCUGAUGGGACUGGCUCUCCUGUUUGCAAAGCCAGGCCCGCAGGGAGAUGUACUGAACAGUAGCCACCCGCUGGUGUGUCUCCGAAGCUGCUGACCGCCCAGCCCUGGGGUCCACAUGAACAGCUUUCCCAGCAGACCUAGCCCACCACGCUUCUGCAGCGCCAAGCCGGCUCUCCAACGCAGCCUGCUGAACGCAAACCACUGAGAGUUUGCCGUGCAGCCCCUGGGGGCCCGGGGCCGCCGAGUCCCGCUAAAGCAGAGACGCCGGCAGAGCCAGCCAGCGCAGCGGAAGACAAACACUCCGGCGCGCGAGCGAGGGGAGCCCCAGGAGGGCAACCGGGUGGCGAGGCUUGGCAGGCGACUGUCCCUACGUCCGGGGUCGCCUCUCCUGCGGCGGACUGUGUGAGGAAGCGCGCUCCGAAAAGUUCUAGACCGCAGGAGGCGGCGUCCGCACCAGUCCCCUCCUCGCGGCGCUCCAGGAAAAGGAACUUGAUCUACUGGCAGGCUCGAGCUGCUCGCUGAACGUGAGAGCAGAUAGUGCCACUGGCCCCGGGGUGGGGAGCCGCGAGGGGGAGCCGCGAGCCAGGCUGCAGGUGGAGGGCACCGGGCAGCGGCCAGGGACCCCGAUGCCGGCGGCCAACAUGAUGGAGAACCUGCAGCUGCCCGCCCUGCAGGUGCCGGAGUCGCAGGGCGCGCCCGAGGGCAGCGCGGUGUGGUCCAGCUCGUCCACCCCUACGCUCCGCCGCCGGCGCUUUAAGAUGCGCCGGAUGAAGAAUGUGCAAGAGCAGAGCCUGGAGGCCGGACUGGUAGCCCCAGACCUACCCGGCGUCCUGGCCCCGGGCAAGGAGUUCCUGCAGCUGCCGUCCAUUGAGAUUACGCCCUCCAGCGACGAGGACACCCCGUGGUCCAACUGCUCUACACCCAGCGCGUCCCCGCGCCGAAAGCGCUUCCUGCUCCGCAAGUGGCUGAGGGUGAGGGAGCGGAAGGAGUGCAGUGAGAGCAGCAGCCAGCAGAGCAGCCAGCAGAGCAGCCACGACGAUGACUCCAGCAGGUUCCUGAGUCCUCGAGUGCGCCCAGAAAGUGUGAAGGACAAUGUCUUCCUUGGAGAUGGAGAGAAACCCAUUGUGACCCUGCUUCAGAAUGGUCCAGAACUGGGGAGAGAGGUGGGAGGAGCAGAGGAUGUUUGUGCGCACCCAUUCCUGUCCUCAGAAGUGCACAAACGCAGUAGCUCCCUUGUGUCCUCCUUUAUGUGA